AUGUUCAGCAAGGUAGCAGCACGGCAGCAGCUCACAGCAGUCUCUCCCGACCGAGGGCUCUUUAAUUUCAGGUACAGGAGCAACAGGAGACCCGAUGUUUUCAGACACUGUUACAAUCUGCAAACACUGCUCCAGUCCAAGAACCAGCCGAAAAUAAACCUGGAUGGAGAGCUGUUGGCUAGCUGCAGAGACCAGGCCUCCAGUCCUUGGCCUUGCCUGAUGCUGGUGGCCAGGUGCUGGGACAUCGGAAAUGGUGUGCGAGGAGGCGGAAGCGCGAAAGAUGAAAUCAAAGCAGAAAUCAAUCCUGCCAGGAAUGAGGAGAAACAGCUUCAAACUCCAGUUUCUGUGGAACAAGCAGGGGCUGGUUUGGAUGAAAAGAAGCAGGAGGAGGCACCUCAUGCUCAGGCUGAGGCCAAGAUUGUGCCAGGGCUGGAAGCGGUCACUGGAAACGAGCAAGCGGACAAUGGGGAUGAGCAACCAAAUAGUGCGGAUGAGUCAACAGACGAGCCACAGUCUAUGGAUGUGAGUCCCAUGUCCAAAGAUGACGGUAUCUCCAUUCCUGAGUUCUCGCCCCUCAAUGAGGUGAGCCACGUUGCUGAGCUGGAGAAGGAGCAGAAUGAACCAGGUGAUGCACAGGCUGUCGAAGACCUCAUUGACCUGACCGUCCAUUCAACCUACACCCAGUUAUCCUGUGACAAGAUCAGCUUGGAUGACUGCAACAAAAACUUGAUCGAAGGGCGAUGCCUUUCAAUGGAGAAUCCUCUUAUCACAUCCCUAACUACAUCUGUGGAGGAAACCCAUAUGCAACCAUCUGCAGAGUUCUGAACACAUAGGUGCAGGGGCGCAAAAGACUUGGCUUCAAUCAGUCCAGCACUGCUAUGAUUCCGAAGACAGCGCUACUUUAAGAAGAUUCAUGUAGCCUUCAUAGAUAUGGUGGUAUAACCAACAGUGAUCCUUUAAGCAGCAGUACAAAUAAUCCAUUUUAAAUGCAAAUCUGUCUUUUUUUACACAUGUAAAUCUGCAUAUGUUCUCUCUGGCUCGAGUGGUCAGUAAGAGCAACAAACUGAAGUAUCAUUCAUCCUGCAAUUAAAUAUCUACAAUAAAAGCUCCCUCACAUUUAUUGUAAUAAUAAUUAAAAUUAAUCCCUCCAUCAGUCAGUGAACUAUUAUCCACAUGUUAAGAUCGCUGUGAUUCUCAAUGAUGUCUACUUCGCUUCUGCUGGCUUCUCAUAAUUUCUCUUCUAAGAAGAAGGAUGUUAAUAUUGAAACCGAGUGAGUGAAUUUCCCUGGAGAGGUAUUGGUUUAAUUGCACUAUGAAUGGAUCUUGCAGUGACGCAGAGUAUGGAUUAAGGGACAUUGUUAUGUGUUUUAGAAAACUCAGGUAUUCUUCCAUGGUUACUGAAUGUUCAUUUUGAUGCAGAUGUUAGAAAUGUUUUAUUAUGAUUCUCAAAAUAUUUAUUGCAUCAUAUUUAAUUAUAGUUUUUAUAAAUGAAUUUUUUUCAUAACUGGGAACUGGAACCUCCUAAUUUUUAUGGUAAAAUGGAAUUGUGAAAUUCUUGCCAUCUUUAAUUGCUAGAGUAAGUGCAGUAUUAUAUUUGCUUUAUUGCUAAUUUGACUUUUAAGAUCAAAUAUCCUUAAAACAUGACAGCAUCGUGCCUCUGAACAAAGUGCUAUGUUAACCAAACACAACUUUUGCUGCAAUUUUUAUCACCCGGAAUAUUUUAUUUUGAAAAGGUUAUCCAUUGAAAAGGUUGUGAGAAAUCAGACUUACAAGCCUGCAUGAAAAGAUAGGCUCUGGGUGUGCAGCCAGUGUACUGAAGAGAUAUAUAACGUCAAUACACAUGGAGAAUUCUCUCUAAAUGUAACAUGCCUUGCAGUUUUUAUGCUAUUACGUAACGCCAAGUUUUGCUUGCGUCUCAAAAUCAGUUCAAGGUUUAAUAUGCAGAUGGGAGGAAUAUAUACUACUCUACUAGUGGAAAGUAGUGACAGAAGUGGAAAUAAUUUCACAAAAGCUGCAAUCUUUUCACUUGCACCUCACUACUGCAAGGAGCUUUGCAACAAGGCAAAUACAGUCAAAUGUAAAACAGUGCAAAAGGAUGUCAUUAAAAGAGCUCUCAUUGCCUUAAGCAUAGUGCUUGAAAUUAAUUUAUAUGAUGACUGGUGAAGACAGCAAUUGGUACACUUUACAGUGUCUGUGGUUCAAGCAGCCUGUGCCAACCCAAAGGGAACGACAGUUGAGUUAAAAUACAUCGGCUAUCCAUUGGACUUUAUGAUAAAUGAUGUAGGUUUGAUGUUAAUCCAGUGUUUAGUCUUGUAUGGUAACUGAUUCUCACGGAUGUACAUUGAGUUGCCAACACCCCAAAGUGUUCAAAAAUUGAAGAUUAAUCUCCUUGAUGUGACUGUGAGCAAACCUCAAAUUACAGGGACUUGACAAAUGUUGUGGUUGUUUCUUCAUUCAUUUGUCACAAAAAUGUUAGAGAUGUGGGAAAGGCAGUUUGAGUGGAGCAGCUUGAAGCAACAGGGCUACCAGAGUUGACAACCUGAGGUCCAAAACCUUCAGCCAAAGCAGUUUGCCAAUCAAGCAAAGUACCUCGCCUCCCUCACUUUGAUUCCACUGGAGAGGUUACACUUGGGUGUUGAAAUCACAAGCACCAGCAAUCUUACCAUGUGGCUGUACGCAAGCUUCCAGAUCCCCUCAGUUCUUUCCUUGUGUUUGCUUUUUGCUGUAAAAUCUGUGCGAUGACAAUUAUAGAAUCCCUACAAUCCCCAUUCUGCCUAUCAAGUCCACACUAACCCUCUGAACAACAUCUCUCCCAGAUCUACCACUACCCUAUAACCCUGUAUUUCUCUUGGCUAACCCAUCUAGCCUGCACAUCCUUGGACAUCACAGGGAAUUUAGCAUG
Messenger RNA from Chiloscyllium plagiosum (whitespotted bambooshark), 2902 nucleotides. NCBI's taxonomy places the organism in Eukaryota, Metazoa, Chordata, Chondrichthyes, Orectolobiformes, Hemiscylliidae. The record is from RefSeq and is a predicted model, not a curated record.